Molecule: messenger RNA, 1338 nt
Organism: Aspergillus udagawae
Lineage: Eukaryota; Fungi; Ascomycota; Eurotiomycetes; Eurotiales; Aspergillaceae
Gene: manF
Product: putative endo-1,4-beta-mannosidase
Exons: 4
Coding region: 1-1338 (445 amino acids)
Biological process (GO): carbohydrate metabolic process
Cellular component (GO): extracellular region
Molecular function (GO): cellulose binding; hydrolase activity, hydrolyzing O-glycosyl compounds
Source: RefSeq, a predicted model, not a curated record
AUGCGUUCCUUGUCGUCUGUCGCCAUCCUGUCCGCGAUAGGAGCUGCCUCCGCUCAGGCCGGUCCCUGGGGACAAUGCGGAGGCCUCUCUUAUUCCGGCCCUACUACUUGUGAAUCUGGCUGGGGCUGUGUUUAUCUCAAUGACUGGUACAGCCAGUGCCAGCCUGGAGCUACUUCCAGGGCGGCCUCAACAACCUUGACUGCUGUCCCAACUAAGGAUCAUUCGUCGACAGUUACUCCCACCUCUUCGACCUCUACUCCUCCUACCAAUCCCACAGGCAGCAGCUCUUUCGCUAAGACGGACGGACUGAAAUUCAACAUCGACGGCGAGACCAAGUACUUUGCCGGCACGAACUCAUAUUGGCUGCCGUUCCUGACCAAAAAUGACGAUGUCGACUCUGUUUUUGACCAUCUGCGGCAGUCCGGCCUGAAGAUCCUCCGUAUCUGGGGUUUCAACGACGUUAACUCGGUCCCCAAUUCUGGAACUGUAUACUUCCAGCUGCACGACAAGGCAACUGGCACCAGCACCAUUAACACUGGAGCUGAUGGCCUCCAGCGCCUGGACUAUGUUGUCUCCGCUGCUGAGAAGUACGGCAUCAAGCUGAUCAUUCCUUUCGUCAACAACUGGAAUGACUAUGGUGGCAUGAACGCCUACGUCAAUGCCUAUGGUGGCACCAAGGAGGGCUGGUACACCAACGAGAAGAUCCAGAGCGUGUACCGGACCUACAUCAAGGCCGUUGUUUCUCGCUACAGGGAUUCUCCUGCCAUCUUCGCAUGGGAGUUAGGUAAUGAGCCCCGCUGCCAGAACUGCAACACCGAUGUCAUCUACAACUGGGCUGCUAAGACCAGCGCUUACAUCAAGUCUCUGGAUCCCAACCACAUGGUCACCACUGGUGAAGAGGGCAUGGGUUUGACCGUCGAUUCUGAUGGCUCCUAUCCCUACUCCAGUUAUGAGGGUAAUGACUUCGCCAAGAACCUUGCAAUCCCCGACAUUGACUUUGGAGUCUACCACCUCUAUGUUGCUGACUGGGGAAUUUCUGACAACUCCUGGGGAAACACCUGGAUUAAAUCCCACGCCAAAGUCUGCGAGGCUGCUGGAAAGCCCUGUUUGUUUGAGGAGUACGGUAUCAAGGACAACCACUGCGGUGACUCGCUCCAGUGGCAGAAGACCUCCCUGGCCACCACCGGCAACUCUGCGGAUCUCUUCUGGCAGUAUGGCCAGCAGCUGUCCACCGGUGCCUCGCCCAACGAUCACUACACGAUCUACUACGGCAGUGACGACUGGAAGUGUGCUGUUAUCGACCACGUUAGCCAGAUUUACUCGACGAAGCCCGUUUAG